AUGUCUGGACAAGAUCGUCUUGAGAACGUGAACCCCACGAUACAUUCACGGUUAAAUUCACGCAGUGUUACUGAAGAUGAGGAAAACGAUGACGUAGUGGAUGCAAUAGACUCAAGAGAAGUAUUGAUAUCCUUUCUGGUGGUUGGAGGAAGGUCUUGGGGGACGAGUUCAGAAGUAGAAAAAGACGAGUACACAAAGGAAAAAUCAAUCAUGAAUGAUCUAGACGAAAAAGGAUGGGGCCACAUCCACCAUGCAGCAUCAAGGGGGUUCAUCAAAUCCAUUACUCGCUUUGUUAUGGCCAGUGAGGACCAGCUUGAGUUUCCCACUGCAGAUGACCGACACAUGACCCCACUUCUCUUAGGGGUGGAAAGUGGAAACUUGGAGACCGUUGAAUAUGAGGAGGCAGAGGCAGGUGGGAUGAUGCUGGCCAAUCUGACGACAAGAACGGAGGAUAAAGUCAGUCCAUACUGGGAAGAUAUCUAUAAUAAUGAAGGCGUCACUGCACUCGUCAAAGUUACGAAAGGUCAAAUCUCGGAUAAAGCAAAGAUAUAUGCAUUUCAAGCUCUUCUUAACAUCAUUGAGCCUAAAGAUGUCAAAGAUAAAGCUGUCCAAGCCGGAGCAAUCCCGGCAAUUUUGAAACAGUUCAAGUCUUCAGAUAAGAAGCUGGUGCUCGUCGCUGCUAAAUUAUUGUGCCAGAUUGCUAAAGUUAGUGACUAUGUCGAUUUGAUUGUGAAUCAUUCGGCUAUCCCAGCACUAGUAAAACUAUCCCAGACAAUGAAUGACACUGAAAUUCUGGUACAGGUGGUCACCACUCUAGGGCUGAUUGCUAAAGGAAAUCCGGAACACAGAGCUAAGAUUGGUGGCACGAGUGGAUGCUUCUCGGCACUCUCAGCACUGUACGAUGAAUGUAAAUCUAAGAGUCUAUUGAUCGCGCUUACCACAGCUAUUGCUCAAAUUGUGAAAGACAACAGGGAAAAUCAGAGUGCAUUCAUCAAUGAAGGGGGUGCCUCACAUGUGAUCAUGCUUGCCAGCCAAAAAAUUAGAGAGCUUCAGUUGUGUGCCAUCGAGGCUAUUCACAUGCUGGCCCUUGACAACCAGCACACGCAGAAAGCUAUCUUAGAGGAAGGUGGCAUCAUGCCUUUGAUGCAGCUACUGAAACGUAGUCGAGCUCCAAACGUACAGGUCUGCACCGCCCAGGCUCUGUGGGCACUUGCCGGCGAAAAUAUGGAAGAGCGGAGAACAAUGGGUAGCGCAAUUGGAGUUAAUCUCUUAAUUGAAUUUCUAAGUGCGCUUCCAGAACAUGAUGUGUUGCAUUACAUCGGUGCUGAGGGACUAGGAGUUUUAGCACAAGGUCCACUGAAUAAACAAGACCUGAUCUCGCAAUCAAAUGGAGUACAACCACUGGUGCGUCUAUUGCGAUCAACCAAAGAACAUAUCGUGCUGAGUGCUAUUCGGGCACUUCGAUACCUGUGUGUUGGUAUUGGGUUUGUUCCACAUGAAGUUAACCAGAAUACAUUGGCUUCUUCCAGAGGAAUUCGAUAUUUAGUGCCAUUGAUGAUAUACUCUAAGAAUGAACUCAUACAAGUAGAGUCGGCAUUGACUUUAGGAUGCGCUGCGUUAGGAAAUGUUGAUGUGAUGUCUCAAAUAAAUGAUAAUUCGGAGUUCAACUACGUUCACAUAUUACGUCUGCUGUACUCACAUGACGACCUUGUGCGACUGUUAGCCGGGUCUGCUCUGUCAGCAUUCGGUUACAAUAGUUUACAACAACAGAAAGAGAUAGCAGAGUCUGGAGGGGUUAGAUAUCACUGUUUUGUUCCAUUCCUGGAAUCAGAGGAUGAGUUCUUCCGUUGCAAUUCAGCUUUUCAGGUUGUGGUCUUAGCACGUAUUAUUCCUGAUGAAGACCAAGCAUCGUCCUCAGCCAUUGGUAUAAAGCUACUGGUGGACCUAUUGGAAGAAUCUAAUAGUCAAGAAAUCCAUGGGUUAGCGGCAGAUUGUAUCGCAAGAUUGGCUCACACUAGGGCAGGCGUUCCGGCAGCUAUCGUCUCCGUUAACGCUGUGUAUCUACUAUGUAAGCUGAUGUUGUCGGAGUCGGAGCAGGUUCGGGGGUCGGCAGCCAUUGCAUUGGGGUAUCUUAGCUACAAUCACAAAGCGGAACGGCAGCUAUUGAACAGGUGUAGAAAGGAACCCGUUUUAAUGAAGGUACUGAAAUAUCACACACGCAAAUCUAAGCUCUCUCCGCAAUUCACCGAAGACUGGAAACAUUUUAUGAAAAUUGGUCUUCCACCAAUAGAUGAUAAACCAAGCUUAGUCUGUAAAAAACCGGAUUAUUUACAGAUGAAACCCCAGAAUGAGCAACAUCGGUACACGAUACUGAGUUUUGGGGAGAGUGUAACGAGUCACCAGCAAAGCUCUCCAACCAACCAGCUGAGUAUAACCUACAAUGAAGAACUCAUCCCUGAUGCACCAAUCACUGUUGAUGCACCAGUCAUGAACGAUCUCACCAAUCCAUCACCGAAAUUAUCCAGUGGAAGUCAGCAUACACCGCAUACAGCAUCAUCUGUGCACUCCAAUAGAUCUAUACAAAGCGAGGUAGCAUAA
Messenger RNA from Saccoglossus kowalevskii, 2598 nucleotides. RefSeq lists its product as uncharacterized. The record is from RefSeq and is a predicted model, not a curated record. Lineage: Eukaryota; Metazoa; Hemichordata; Enteropneusta; Harrimaniidae. Gene Ontology annotation, molecular function: protein binding.